This is a messenger RNA of Spirometra erinaceieuropaei, 2792 nucleotides long. The record is from the annotation of a GenBank genome assembly. NCBI's taxonomy places the organism in Eukaryota, Metazoa, Platyhelminthes, Cestoda, Diphyllobothriidea, Diphyllobothriidae.
AUGUCCACUCGACCCCGGCCUCUUAAAGUUGUGCUGACCAGCAGCGACCAAGCCAGUCUCAUUUACUCCAGGCGAUUCAGGAUUAAAGGCUCCAACCCCGGUGUUUUUUUUUCAACCGGACUACUCGCCAGCCGAACGGCUCAAGCGUCGUCAGCUGGUUCUAGAACUAAGAAAGAGGCUCAGCGAGGGGGAGAACAAUUUAGUAAUAUACAACAACCAAGUACGGCGGCGUCCGUCACUCUUCCUUUGGACAGGUCCUGUCCGAAUGACCGCGCAGCCGACAUAUUAAGUGAAGGCGCUAACCCAAAUGUAACCACAUCUUCCGUCAGCCGGAAAUUGAAAUUCUUGUACACCAACGUGCAGAGUUUGAUAUCAAAGUUCGACGAGCUGAAGAUCCACCUCUGCGACCUAUCCCCUGACGUUAUCUCUCUAACAGAAACCUGGUUGACCAAACACGUGGACGACCGUGAGCUGGCCUUGCCUGGCUACCAGAUGUUUAGAAGGGAUAGGGAAGGGCGUCAGGGAGGAGGCGUACUAACGUAUGUGAAAAAUGGGCUAAAUGUAUCAGACAAGACCGAUAACUUUUCAUGCAGUUCCGAGGCAAUCUGGUUGUCUAUUAAAGUGCCGAGCUCGCCUAGCCUCGAUGUCCUGACAGUUUAUCGACCGCCGAGACGGGACAACAUGGCCGACGCUCGCCUGCUGGAGGAGCUCGAAAAGUUCGCUACGCGGCCGGAUAUCCUAAUCAUGGGCGACUUUAACGCGCCCCAUAUUGACUGGAGCUCAACCCAUGCAAAUAGCUCAGAACAGACCUACGAUAGGAGUUUUCUGAACACGGCACUGAAGCUAUUCCUCACUCAACACGUCAUGUUACCAACUAGAGUACGCGAAGGCCAACAAGCCAACUGCCUUGAUCUUGUCCUUACGAAGUCACAGGGCAGCAUUGAUGAGGUGUCAUACCUACCCCCCUUAGGUAAAAGUGACCACGUCGUUCUUUUAUGGGAUUACUCGCUUUUUUCCAUGCCCAAGAAAACCGGGACAGUUAGAAGAAACCUUUGGCGCGGGGAUUUCGACCAAAUGAGGGCUGAAAUUUUACGCAUUGAGUGGGAGUCCAUAUUUGUUGGGGGCAUACUCGAAGACUGGCAACGGUUCCGAGAAAUUCUGCACGAGCUGAUCGUAAACCACUGUCCGCUUUCACGGAAGACGUUAACUAACAGACCUCGAUGGCUUACGCAAGCCUUGAAGAAUGAAGUGAAUAAAAACGACGGCUGUGGAAAAAAUCGCUUUCUGACAGGAGCCCCACAUCUAUAUGCGCGUACAAAAUUCAAAGAAAUCGAGUCAAGGGUCUUAUCCUCAAAACUAGAAAGGAAUUCGAACGGCAUCUGCUUAACCGUGCCGCGGAGAACCCUAAAUUAUUCUACGGUUACAUAAGGCAGUGCACGCGGAACAAGGACCCAAUACCCCUGAUAAGGACUGCUGAAGGCGAACAUCUCACUGACGACAGGGAGAAAGCUGAUCACCUUUCAGAAUUUUUUCGGUCUGUUUUUAGUAGCGAAACAGGAUUCAACCCUUCGGCCCUUCAAUCCUUCGAAGACACCCCAAUUAUAGAGACCGUCCAGUUCACUGAGGGUAUGGUUCUGACGGAGUUGCUGAGGCUAAAGGAAUCUAAAUCCCCAGGCCCCGAUAAGAUUCCGGCGAAGACUUUGAAGGAACUCGCCGGUGAGUUGUCUAAGCCACUCUCCAUGCUUUUCCAUACAUCCUUCGAGACCGGAUAUCUGCCACCCGACUGGAAGUCGGCGUGGAUUACGCCGCUGUACAAGGGCGGAAGUCGGGUCUCUGCGAACAAUUACAGACCUGUCAGCCUCACCUCCAUUUGCUGUAAGAUUAUGGAGAAGAUAAUAAAGCAACAACUAAUGCAGUUCCUUGAACAAAACCAUUUGCUUUCCGAUUCUCAGCAUGGAUUCCGAAAAGGCAGAUCCUGUGUGACAAACCUGCUCUACUGUCUGGAACACUGGACUAGGGCUGUUGAUAGAGGAGAUAUGGUGCAUGCCAUCUAUAUCGACUUUAAAAAGGCCUUCGACAGUGUGCCUCACCACCGCCUUCUAUACAAACUUAGCCGUGCAGGAGUGCGGGGUAAGCUUCUGAUGUGGAUUCGGAGCUUUUUAAUCGGCCGCUCUCAAGCCGUCCACGUCGGUGACCAACAAUCUUCCGAGGUUGCCGUUAAGAGUGGUGUUCCCCAAGGCUCUGUUCUUGGUCCUACGCUGUUCCUCGUAUACGUCAAAGACUGCGCAAACGAAGUGAAUUGCGAUGUCGCAAUGUUUGCCGAUGACAUAAAGAUUUGGAGUACCAUACGAAGCGAAGUUGACGAGGCGCGACUGCAGACAAGUCUGGACCACCUCGAGCAAUGGUCGAAAGACUGGCUUCUACCGUUCAACGUAAACAAGUGCACUUUCCUACGCGUCGGCAGAACCAGUUCUCCUAACCACACGGUCUACCGUCUGACUGGCAAACCACUGCAAGAAGUCGACGCCCAGAAGGACUUGGGUGUAUGGAUCACAACCUCGCUUAAGCCUUCGCUGCAAUGUUCGAAGGUGGCCAAGUCGGCGAUGUCCAUGCUAUACCUUGUCAAACGGGCGUUCUCCUCCUUUGAUGAAGACUGCUUUGCCAAGGUCUUUCAAACUUUUGUGCGACCGCAUCUGGAGUUUGCUAUCCAAGCAUGGGGACCCUGGACCGCUAAAGACUUCGGCAUACUCGAAAAAGUUCAACGGCGAGCAACGAAACUUGUAUCUGGGUAG